AUGCAGCGGUCAAUCCGAUUAGUGCUUUUGAGCGCUCGGCAGGCGCAAGCAUCUCGCCGAGCCAUUGCCACUGCAACUACCUCAAAACGGGAGAAAAUCAAAGUCGACAAUCCUGUAGUGGAUCUCGAUGGCGAUGAGAUGACUCGAAUAAUCUGGGCCGACAUCAAGAAGAAGCUGAUUCUUCCAUACCUUGACAUUGACAUCAAAUAUUUUGACUUGGGCCUACCUCACAGGGACGAGACAAAUGAUGAGGUUACCCAUGCUGCAGCCGAGGCCAUCAAAAAAUACAAUGUAGGUAUCAAAUGCGCCACAAUUACUCCAGAUGAAGCGAGAGUUAAAGAAUUCAAGUUGAAAAAGAUGUGGCUGUCACCCAACGGGACCAUCCGAAAUAUCCUCAACGGUACCGUGUUUCGAGAGCCAAUUAUUUGCAAAAACAUUCCACGUCUGGUUCCUGGCUGGGAAAAACCAAUUGUGAUUGGAAGGCAUGCUUUCGGUGAUCAGUACCGUGCGACCGAUCUCGUCGUACCGGAAGGUUCAACGCUGGAACUUGUUGUUAGAGGACCAGAUGGUAAGGAAGAGAGGAGGACUGUAUACAAUUACGAACACACGGGUGGUGUUGGAAUGGCCAUGUACAACACCGAUGAGAGCAUCCGCGGUUUUGCUCAUUCUUGCUUCCAAUAUGCUCUAAUGAAGAAAUGGCCCUUGUACUUGAGCACGAAAAAUACUAUUUUGAAACGGUAUGACGGACGUUUCAAGGACAUUUUCCAGGAAAUUUAUGAAGGGAAUUAUGAGAAGGAUUUCAAAGCAGCUGGUACGUGGUAUGAGCACAGGUUGAUUGAUGAUCAGGAAAGUUUUAUGGCCAAUGUCAAUGCUCCAUCAUCAACAUUUCAGGUCGCUCAGUGUCUCAAGAGCGCUGGAGGUUUCGUCUGGGCCUGUAAAAACUACGACGGUGAUGUUCAGAGCGACAUUGUUGCGCAAGGCUACGGCUCGCUCGGUUUGAUGACUUCAGUUCUGAUGUGUCCAGAUGGAAAAACUAUGGAGGCCGAGGCUGCCCAUGGUACUGUUACCCGGCACUACAGGGAAUAUCAGAAGGGAAAUCCCACGUCUACGAAUCCGGUAGCAUCAAUUUUUGCAUGGUCUCGAGGAUUACACCAUCGUGGAGUGUUGGACAAAAACGAGAAGUUGAAGAGAUUUGCUCACACCUUGGAAAAAGCAUGUAUCGAAACCAUUGAGGAAGGUAAAAUGACUAAGGAUUUGUCAAUAUGUAUCCAUGGCUCUAAGAAGGGCACUGAGAAAGGCAUGUUCCUUGUUACUGAGGACUUCCUUAGUGCCAUUGAUAGUAAACUGGCCUGUCUGAUGAACUGA
Molecule: messenger RNA, 1365 nt
Organism: Haemonchus placei
Lineage: Eukaryota; Metazoa; Nematoda; Chromadorea; Rhabditida; Trichostrongylidae
Source: the annotation of a GenBank genome assembly